GGGGUGAAUUUUCCGGGGGUGCACCUUUGACGUCGAACAUGGCGGCGACUCACGGUACAAGUCGUCUUGGUAAUUCUAAUCAACACAAGUCUUCUAUCGCUUCUCCGGAGAAAGUUCGUGAGCUUCUUAACGAAGGAGUAUCAUCACCGGACCUCGGUCUGCACAGUGGACAAGGCGAACUAAAAGUUCUUGAUGCAAAAACCAACACACAAGCACCUUGCGAGGCAACCAACAAAGAAGCUUUUUAUUCUCGAGUGGAAUCAUAUUCAUGUUCGAAAUGGGCAGGCAAGCCACGCAUACUGUCCCCUCUCAUGUGCGCCAGAUAUGGUUGGAUCAACGUUGGGAAUGACAUGCUGAAGUGCUCCAGCUGCCAGGCUUUCCUGUGUGCAUCCCUUCAACCAUGUUUAGACUUUGAAAAAUAUGAAACUCGAAUCGCAGAAAUAUCCAGACAGCUUCAGACACAGCAUGAAAAGUUUUGUCCUUGGCCUGACUUUCCAUGUCCAGAGCGGUUCUGGCUGGUUCCAGCUUCUGAACCAUCAGUGCUUCUUAAUUCACUUUUGGAGCGCUUCCAGAGUGCUUGUCUUCUUGCUCAACAGUUGCCCGCCAUGAAGCCAGAGAAGCUACAAUUCAUGUCAUUGACAGAAGAUGUCAUCAGUGCUGUGCUGCAUCUGAUUGAAAAAGAACAAAAAAGAAAGGGAGACACUCCAUCCUCUGAGCCUUUGGCUGUCCAGGUGGCUGCUUGCAUUGUUUCCCUUUGUGGCUGGGAAGCCAGCUCAGCUCUGCAUGCCAUGAGUCUGCCCAUCCUCACCUGCUCCUACUGUAUGCGGAAGGUGGGCUUGUGGAACUUCCACCAGCUAGAAGGGUUUGGAGGUGACGUAGAGGCGUCACCAGACACUACAGGACACUCCGCUCAAGCUGCAGGACCUGCGUCGGUGGGCAGUGACGAUGUCCCGGGAGACUCUUCUGCGUCUGCCACUCCAACAUCAACUCCGUGUCGCAUGAAGCUUAGGAGCCAGGACUGCACUCGCUCUGACCAGGGUGAGGGAACCUCCUCUCCUGUGGCGUCACGCACCAAAAACCGAGACUCGCCCACCCCCAAUGAAGAAAUGCCAAGUCCUUUAGUCAGGGGAAAGAGACCUGCAACUCGAAGUCGAGGACAGGGGGAUGCCUCGGGGACUGACGGCGCUGCCGGUCUUCACCCUCCUAAACGCUUGUGCCUUUCAUCUUCUGGUGGUCCAGAUGACCAUUUGCCCAAGAAAGCCUUUGACCCCCUCGCUCAGCACAGGGACUGGUGUCCCUGGAUCUCUGUGGGUAAGGAGAAUGUGGAUCCAGGUGUUAUCCCUGCGCUAGGUGACGGUUCACUGCCUCAGCAGGGCUGGAAAGCUGCUCUCGACCUCCUCGUGCCCACAAAGACGAACUCCAAUACACAAGGAAGCAGUCCAGCACAGGACCCUCGUGACAAGUCUAAAAGGGUGUUUGCUAUAUUACGCCAGUGGCAGGUAUCCUCUCCAUCUCAGUAGACUGUUUAGAUACAAGCAACACUGAAUUGAUGAACUGGUCUGCCUUCUUUUAUGCGGUACAAGAUCCAUCUCACCAAUAAAGGGAGUGUCAUAUGUUAUUAA
Molecule: messenger RNA, 1622 nt
Organism: Austrofundulus limnaeus
Lineage: Eukaryota; Metazoa; Chordata; Actinopteri; Cyprinodontiformes; Rivulidae
Gene: zc3hc1
Product: zinc finger, C3HC-type containing 1
Exons: 10
Coding region: 39-1520 (493 amino acids)
Cellular component (GO): nucleus
Molecular function (GO): zinc ion binding
Source: RefSeq, a predicted model, not a curated record